Molecule: messenger RNA, 1467 nt
Organism: Carassius gibelio (silver crucian carp)
Lineage: Eukaryota; Metazoa; Chordata; Actinopteri; Cypriniformes; Cyprinidae
Product: akirin-2-like
Exons: 5
Coding region: 318-872 (184 amino acids)
Biological process (GO): positive regulation of transcription by RNA polymerase II; positive regulation of innate immune response
Cellular component (GO): nucleus; chromatin
Molecular function (GO): transcription coregulator activity
Source: RefSeq, a predicted model, not a curated record
GCGCAGAGAAACAGCCUCCUCAAAUGUUUUGUUUCAACGCCAUCUCUGUUAGCCGGCUAGCGCUCGCUCAAGAAGACUCAAUCCGACAUCAUCAGCGCUUUUCUGAGGAGAAUCGACUCCACAACUGCGUUUCUCAACCACAUACACGCCUUUAUGUUUUCUUAGCCAAGGUUUUGGCCGCGAGCGCAACGCAGGAUUUAAAUAAAAACGAAGCGACCGAGUUCUCUCGUUCCCGACUGUGACUAGCGGGGGUCUGUCGCUGCUCGGGUUAUUUCCUGUCCCAUUUCACAUCCUUUUUUAAUCAAACACUUGGUAAAAUGGCGUGUGGGGCGACUCUGAAGAGGACCAUGGACUUCGAUCCUUUGAUGAGCCAAGCGUCUCCGAAGAGAAGGAGGUGCGCGCCCGUGUCUCCCUCCAGCUCCAGCGCGUCCCCGCAGAAAUACCUGCGCAUGGAGCCGUCACCCUUCGGCAGAGUGACCUCCGCGCUCACCACAGAGCAAAUCCUGAGCAACAUCAAGCAGGAGUACAAGCGCAUGCAGAAGAGGAGACACCUGGAGAACAGUUUCCAGCAGACGGACGCAUGCUGCCCCCUCGAGCCUCAGCCGCACACCUCCACCAGCAGCACAGCCUCGCUGACCGGAGCGUCCUGUGGCUCAUCUUCCCCCUCCAGACGCGAGCAGCCGCUCUUCACGCUGAAGCAGGUGGGCAUGAUCUGUGAGCGUCUGCUGAAGGAGCGCGAGGACAAGGUGCGCGAGGAGUACGACGAGAUCCUCACCACCAAACUCGCAGAGCAGUACGAUGCUUUCGUGAAGUUCACCCAUGACCAGCUGAUGAGACGGUUCGGGGAGCAGCCGGCCAGCUAUGUGUCCUGAGCGGGCCGUGCGGUCACACGUGGUCUUGUCCUGUGCUCCGGUGGGUCUCUGAGCUCCUGACACUCAGGACAGGUCCAGCUGGGUCUCCAUCAGACCGGUCACAUGUUUCCCGCGGGGCUCAGAGUGUGUGUCAGGCUUCUGUCUCUCUGCAGCGGCUCAGUGCUUCCUCGUCAGUGCCCAUAUACACCUCUGCAACUAUUACUACAAUCAGUGCUCCUGUGUCUCCUACUGAACCCUGGAUAUUUAUUAGGCUUUGACCAUGCCUUCUAUACAGUCACCUGUCAUUACACACUUGUGUUUUUUAAUCUUUGAUUGUGUAAAAUGCCUUUUAUUCACUGCAGAUGAGGAUUGCCAUGAUUAAUGUGAGUAAGACUGCUGUUCAUAGCUUUGUGUAAAUACAUCCUGGCCUUCCUCUGCAGUUUCAUGUACAAAUCAAACACAGCAUUUAUUUUGAUUGGAGUCUGUUUUCAUGCUUUGUAUUUAUUUUUGUUGAUUCUAUUUUUUUUUUGCCCCUUUCCUCUGCAUUAUGGUUUUACUGCUCCUGUAGUUUAAAGGACUUAUGUUGGGAAAGUAUACAAAUAAAAAGUUUACAUAA